AUGGAGCAAUUCAGGCAGAUUGGAGAGGUGAUUGGAAGUCUCGAGGCAUUGAUGGUGUUUCAAGAUGUAAUACAGAUUAACCAAAGGCAGUGUGUUUUGCUGUUCAACAUGAUCACUUUUGCAUACAAUACAAUUGCAGAAGAGAUAAAAAUGAACCUGAAAUUCGAAGAGAAGAAUACCAAAUGGAGAGCUCUAGAAAGUCCACUGAGGGAGCUCCGCAGGAUCAUCAGAGAGGGAGAAUGUUACAUCAGACAAUGCUUAGAAACGAAGGAUUACUGGGCUAAAGCCAUAAGCCUCUACCAAAAUACCGACUGCGUUGAAUUCCACAUGCAUAACUUGCUAAGCUGCAUCCCAGUUGUCAUUGAAGCGAUAGAAAUUGCUGCAGAGAUAUCAGGAAAUGAUCAAGAAGUUAUGCAGAAGAAGCGACUCAUCCAAUCGUUUAAGUAUCAUAAAGAGUGUAGGGACGCCAGGAUUUUUGAGUGGCGUUUUGGUAAACAGUACCUGGUUAUUGAGGAUUUUUGCAAUAGGUUAAAGUCAGUUUGGGAGGAGGACAGAUGGAUGCUGAGGAAAAACCUGCAGGAAAGGAAAAGAUCUGCAAAUCUAACGAAGCAGGAGCAGCGACUCACAGAUCUUCUUUUGAGGAACUUGAAUGAGUCUGCAUCGGUAUACGAAAAAAUGUUGCCUUGCUCUACAUUAGUCAGCUCCAAGGAUUACUCGAUGAGAAGGCGGUUAGGGAAUGGGAGCCAGUACAAGGAGAUUCAAUGGUUGGGCGAGAGUUUUGCACUCAGGCACUUUUUUGGGGAUAUUGAGUCGCUUUUUCCUGCUCUUUCUCAAGAAUUAGCCCUUUCUCACCCAAAUAUAAUGCAUAUCUUUUGUGCAUUUACUGAUGAGGAAAAGAAAGAAUGCUUCCUAGUGAUGGAACUCAUGAAUAAGGAUCUCUUCAGUCAUAUAAAAGAAGUUAGCGGGCCAAGAAAGCGUGUGCCAUUUUCUCUAACUGUUGCAGUAGACAUCAUGCUUCAGAUUGCAAGAGGGAUGGAGUAUCUCCACUCCAAAGACAUCUACCACGGAGAAUUGAACCCCUCUAAUAUCCUGGUCAAGCCCAGAAACAUUAGUACAGAUGGUUACUUACACGCAAAAGUUUGUGCAUUCGGACCUUCGCUUGCCAAUGUGGUAAAAAAAUCCCAUCCAGAUAAUAAAAAUGGACAGCUCACAAUCUGGUAUGCUCCAGAAGUCCUUGCGGAGCAAGAGCAGUGCGGAAAUGGUGGUGAGAACAACUCCAAGUACACAGAGAAGGCUGAUGUGUACAGUUUUGGAAUGAUUUGCUUCGAGCUCUUAACUGGAAAAGUACCUUUUGAGGAUAGCCAUCUCCAAGGAGACAAAAUGAGCAGAAACAUCAGGGCAGGGGAAAGGCCACUAUUCCCAUUUUACUCACCAAAGUAUUUGACAAGCUUGACAAAAAGGUGUUGGCACACUGAUCCAAAUCAACGUCCAAGUUUUACGUCCAUCAGCAGGAUUCUGCGCUACGUAAAGAAGUACUUAGUGAUGAAUCCUGAAAAUGGUCAGUCGGAAACUCCAAUGCCCAUCAAAGAUUACACAGACAUUGAGGCAGGCCUGACAAGGAGCUUUCCUUCUUGGGGAAAUGCGACAAACUCUUUGACGCCCAUAACUCAGAUUCCAUUUCAGAUGUUUCUAUACAGAAUAGCAGAGAAGGGAAAAUCAAAUUCAAGCCCACAAGAAAAUUCUGAAUCUGGCAGUGAUGCUUCUGCAUGUGGGGAUGAGAGCGCAGCCGUGGAUGAUCCAUUACCAUCACCAUUACCAUCACCCUCUGAAAGACCAUCACCCUCUUCACGACGAACAAGCCCCUCUUCUGAAAUCGGAAGCCGGAGAGCAAAUUCAUCAAAAAAAUUAGAUGCCAAACCAACCAAACACCCAGGGACAGCCAAAGGGCGAGUUAGACCCCCACAGAUGUCUUCUUGUGGUCGGAGAAUAAGGAUGAAUUCAGAAAGCCAGUUAAUUAUAAUGAGCCCACGAAGAAGAUUAUCUGGCCAUGUCUCAGAUUCAGAGCUCUCGUAA
This is a messenger RNA of Oldenlandia corymbosa var. corymbosa, 2073 nucleotides long. Lineage: Eukaryota; Viridiplantae; Streptophyta; Magnoliopsida; Gentianales; Rubiaceae. The record is from the annotation of a GenBank genome assembly.